ACAUCUGUAAGGUUCACUGACUUUACUCUAACCAACAACCCUAUCUGGGAUUGAAACAUGUCACGUGGUGACAAACAGCUAACAAAGCGUUUGACUCCAAGUUAUAGUAUAAGCAAUCUCAAAUCCAACAAGCGUAAAUGGAAGAAUCAUUUUCUUAAAUUCCGUGCAUUUAUGUGAAACGGGUAAAUAUUGGCGAUACUGUUAACAGUGCUCUGUGGAAUUGAAGUUUCUAAAUGCUGGGGGUAAGCUGUAGCGGACAAGUAGCACAUCUAGGGGGAAUAUUUUAUGGAAUCCUGUCUUUCAGAAGCGCGCCAGAGAUGAUAUCUCAGGGGCAGUACAGUCACGCUAGCGAUGUGUGGUCAUUCGGUGUCCUGGCAUGGGAAAUAUUUGCAGUUUCAUGAUAGUAACAUGAUGCCACGACAAACGAGACCUUACUAUAACCAUAGAAAUAACGAGGUAAAAUUCUUUAGCCUUUAGGCGUCGGUGGGAGUAACGAAAUAAUUUGGAUAUAACAACAAAGUUGAAAUGGUAAAUUGGCCACUGUAAUGAUUACAAAGGCUGACGUUUCGAGCGUUAGUCCUUCGUCGGAUCGAAUGGGUAAGCUACUGGAGCGAAUGGGUACUACUGGGUACUGGAGCGAAUGGGUAUUACUGGGUAAGCUAAGUCGAUUCAUUUGCGCCGCCGAAUAUCACUUCAGUUGAAACAACCAGAAUUUAUAUUUGUUUGUAACCGCCAAACGGUAGAAAUGACCGCACGACAUGUACUUCGUUGAUGCAAGGAUUUGGGUAGAAAUCUAACAGAAGUAGGUUUGAAAAUUAAUCCAACAUUAUUUUCCUGGAACACAAAAUUCUUUAGACCUUUGUAGGGGCGUCCUUAGCGGCCGAAAAAUUUCUUACUUCUUUGUCAAAUUCAGCAGUAAAGCCUACGAAGUCUAGCGUUCUUUUGCAACCCUUUCUCCUUGGGAAAAAUUUGUCGAUUGAACCGAAAAUCGCCGUUUAUGAUCCAUGCGACUAAUUACAUUUCGCCGUCGGCGUCUGACAUGGACAUGGAAGGAUACAAGGUUCAGGUAAUCUGUCUUGGUCAACCCAAGCGUCUGACUCUAGGACCAGGUGAAGACACUAGCAAGGAUAACGUGUUGCAAGAGGAAAUGCCGCUUGUUUCUGCUCGCUGGAGGGCGCCAGAGGUGAUUUCUAAAGGGCGGUACAGUCAUGCUAGUGAUGCAUGGUCAUUUGGUGUCCUGGCUUGGGAACUUUUUGCAGCGUUUUCAUUUAGUGAAAACUUUACGGAGCGAAUGCUCCCCCAUCACAAUCUUCCAGACCACGAGGUUGGUGCUAGUAUUUUAGACAGAAAGCUUCUACAAAAACCGCGUUCCUGUCCAGAUUGGAUAGAUAUCAUGAUUCAUGAAUGUUGGACAUAUCAACCCCAGCAGAGACCACCGGCCAUUGCGCUCUUAGAUUGUCUGGCAUGCAGGAGCUCAACCAUAUUCAAUAGCAGAGGUACAGAGAUUGCCAUGGAUGGGAAGAGAACAGCACAUGACGAGGGGUGUCGUGCUCAAAAGAGAAGAAACUAACGCAGAAUGGUUGCUUUCCCAUAAUCAGUCCAUUAAUAGUGCUCAAACAAAGUAUUUAGGAAUGAUUCUGAGGUAAGUGCCAGUCAUCGAAAGAAGAAAAAAAA
This is a messenger RNA of Stylophora pistillata, 1674 nucleotides long. RefSeq lists its product as uncharacterized. The record is from RefSeq and is a predicted model, not a curated record. Gene Ontology annotation, molecular function: protein kinase activity; ATP binding. NCBI's taxonomy places the organism in Eukaryota, Metazoa, Cnidaria, Anthozoa, Scleractinia, Pocilloporidae. Gene Ontology annotation, biological process: protein phosphorylation.